UCAAUCAGUCGUUCGGAAUUCGCGAAACUAUGCGGUCGCCGUACGAAGAUAGUGCUGCCGUGUCUACGGAUAACAAGUAUCACACCAGCUACAGCUAUAAUAGCCACACGAAUAAUAAUAACAAUAAUUACCAUAAAAACUUUAAUGGCAACGGCAAUGGGAUACCCUAUCACGCGCGCGAAAAUUCAUUGCCCUUUAGCUAUGGCAAUGCCAAAACGGCGACGCCGCUGCGCAAAACGCCAACGCCAACGCGCGCCGAUAGUUUUCUCGACUUUGAUUUUGGCUUAAGCAGCAACAGCAACAGCAGCAAUAAUUAUAACAAUCAUAAUAAUAAUAAUAAUAAUAAUAACGAUAGCAGUAGUGGGAGUGAUAUGAUAAAGCCGCAGCCACGUUUAACGAGCCCUUUGCUGGUGCGCAAAACACUCGGCAGCCGUGUGAAUACGAAUACAAAUACAAAUGGCAAUACGAAUGGCUCGAAAAUGAAUGCGAAUACGAAUACGAAUACCAUAUCGAAUACCUAUCAUUAUGGGUCAGCGGCGAGUGUGACACCGCCGCGCGUCGACUUCGAGCAGCAGCUGCGCGAGCGGCGCGACAAAGUCUACAACGAGUAUCGGGAACGUGAAAAGGAGCGUGAAUUGGAACGUGAGUUGGAACGUGCUGCGGCACGUGUCCCGCCCACGCCGCCGCUGCGACGCCAAAGCAACGGGCUGAGUCACAGUAAAUACAAUUAUGAUUUUGAGUUCAAUUUAAAUUUGGAUGAUAUCAACGAACGCAGCUCGCUGCCAGCGCCAGCGCCAGCGCCAUAUAAUACACGGAAUAUUGAGUAUCGGCAGGAUAUGGAUGUGCCGGAUGGUGCGAUCAGCGGCAAUAGUCGGCGCUUGGAGUCCACAAUUGUGGAACGCAAUUAUCACACAAUUAACCGAAGCAGCCACAACAACAACAACAACUACAACAACAGCAGCAGCAGCAGCAGCAACAACAACCACUACCACAGCUUGGAACGACCUCCAAUGGAAGUGACAUACAAACAGCUAGUGGAGCCACAGAUGGAGCAGCAGGCGCACAUUUAUGGCCAGAACCAGCUGCAUCUGGAGACGCACACGCGAAACCGUCGCGAUUUGUCGCCCAUUUAUGCCAUCAGCACAAAACGCAACACGGCUGCACCUGCUCCAAAUAGCAAUGGACAGCAGCAGCAGCAGCAGCAGCAGGCGGAUUACCUGUUAACGCCCAGUCCCACUAGCCGGCCAGAGACGCCCGCUUUUCCGGUCACGCCGCGCACACCGUUCGGCAGCAGCACCUUGCAGCGCGCCUCGCCCACCACCGAGUCCAUAUACCAGACGAUGGCAUCUGCCCGGCAGCGUCUCAAUUCAGCGCCAUCGCCAUCGCCCACCUUUGAGGUGGCGGCAGAUUUGGUGAAAUUUGCCCGUAACUCGGCCAAAUUCUGGUAUAAGCCCAUGCUCUCGCGGGAGGAUGCAAUUGCGCUGUUGAUGAAUGCACCGCCGGGCACUUUUCUGGUGCGUGAUUCCACCACCUAUGCGAAUGCGUACGGUUUGGUCUUGCGCGUGGCUCAGCCGCCGGCGGGCAGCCAUGAGCUGGUGCGUCAUUUUCUCAUUGAGCCCACGCAGCGUGGCGUCCAUUUGAAGGGCUGCGACAAUGAGCCCACGUUUACCUCGCUCUCGGCCCUCAUCUAUGAGCAUUCCAUUAAUAAGCUGGCCCUGCCCUGCCUGCUGCUCAUACCCGAGGCGGAUGUGGUGCCCGGAUUGGCGUCCACAACGGCGGCACAGCAGCAGCUGCUCACCCACGGUGCGGCGACCAAUGUGCUGUGGCUCUACAGCUGCGAUACGGAAUCGCUAACCGGGAACGAGGCCAUACGCAAGGCCAUACGGCUGAUGUACGCACAGAAGCCGCUGCCGACGCCGACGGAGGUGCACUUCAAGGUCACCGGCCAGGGCAUCACACUGACGGACAACACACGCAAGAAGUUCUUCCGGAAACACUAUACGGCCGAUGUGAUCUCGCACUGUGCCAUCGAUCCGGAGAAUCGCAUGUGGAGCAACAAUCCCAACGAAUCCGACAAGAAGACCAUAUUCGCCUUUGUGGCGCGCAGAUCGCACAGCUCCAAGGAUAACCAGUGUCACGUAUUCUGCGAUCUAUCUGUCGCCCAGCCGGCGGCGGCCAUUGUCUCCUUUGCCAAUCGCACGCUGCCCACCGAGAAGCAGCGCAACUACGUGCUUUGAGGAGCGGCCGGACAUGGAAUGCGCCACCGAAAGGCACAGAAGGCGACUUACCGUUAAGUCUGUACAGUGUUGUACAGCGCACAUAAAU
This is a messenger RNA of Drosophila montana, 2325 nucleotides long. It is a transcript of the gene by, whose product is annotated as blistery. Gene Ontology annotation, cellular component: focal adhesion. Bases 30 to 2237 code for a protein of 735 amino acids. The record is from RefSeq and is a predicted model, not a curated record. Lineage: Eukaryota; Metazoa; Arthropoda; Insecta; Diptera; Drosophilidae. Gene Ontology annotation, molecular function: protein binding. The transcript is spliced from 2 exons.